AAAGAGAGAUUGCGAAGAAUAUUUGUGGCGCUGACGUCAUAACACGUGUUUGGUACUUCUCUAUAUUCUUCCCGCUUCCGUUUCUGAAAGCUUGUGUACGGUUUCUCGAGAUAGAAAGAAAUAAAUCCAGAAAAUGGCCAAGUCAAAGAAUCACACAAAUCACAAUCAGAAUCGUAAAGCUCAUCGUAAUGGCAUCAAGAAGCCUAAGAGGUACAGACACGAAUCCACACUUGGUAUGGAUUUGAAAUUCCUGAGGAAUCAGCGCUUUGCCAAGAAGCAUAAUCUUAAACCGAAGGCUCAAAUAAAGAGGGCAGAGCAGCGAAAAGCUCUUCGUGAAGCUAAAAAACAGACAUAAAUACAUUAUGUAAACUAUAAUGAUUUUAUUAAAAUAAAUUU
Formica exsecta is the source of this 396-nucleotide messenger RNA. RefSeq names its product 60S ribosomal protein L29-1 (gene RpL29). The transcript is spliced from 4 exons. Gene Ontology annotation, molecular function: structural constituent of ribosome. The coding region runs from base 134 to 355 and encodes 73 amino acids. Gene Ontology annotation, biological process: cytoplasmic translation. Gene Ontology annotation, cellular component: ribosome; cytosolic large ribosomal subunit. NCBI's taxonomy places the organism in Eukaryota, Metazoa, Arthropoda, Insecta, Hymenoptera, Formicidae. The record is from RefSeq and is a predicted model, not a curated record.